UGAACACACCCCACUUAGAGAGAGAGAGAUAAAGAGAGAGAGAGUGAGUCAAACGAGGAGAGAGGGCAUUACCAACUGGACAUCAUACUUUGCCUUCGGUCGACAGACCCUGCGACUGGAUUGUGAGUCCAACUUAAUACCAGACCAGACUCCCCAAAAUAUAACCAAGGGGUUGCCUUGGAUAUCAGCCUUGAAAGUUCUCCAUCACUGGAUUUGGGAUCUAACCUUGUUGUUUGAAGAGCUGUCUCUGCAACAUGGGGAAAACAGUGGACUCCAAUGGGAAGGAGGAGAGACCUAAAUGGGACAACAAAGUCCAGUAUCUCCUGACCUGCGUUGGCUUUGCUGUGGGACUGGGGAAUGUAUGGCGUUUUCCCUAUCUGUGCCAAAUCUACGGUGGUGGUGCAUUCCUCAUCCCCUACCUGAUAGCCUUGGUAUUUGAGGGCCUUCCCCUGCUCUACCUGGAGAUGGCCAUCGGACAGAGGCUGCGCAUGGGCAGCAUCGGCGUCUGGACCUCCAUCUCCCCUUUCCUUGGUGGAGUCGGCAUAGCCAGCAUGGCGGUGUCGUUCCUUGUGAGCCUGUUCUACAACACCAUCCUGGCCUGGGUGCUCUGGUACUUCUUCCACUCUUUCCAGGAUCCCCUGCCCUGGAGUCAGUGCCCGCUUAAUGACAACUCUACAGCCUACAACCAAGAGUGUGUGGACAGCACGCCGGUAAACUACUUCUGGUACCGCCAGACCCUGAACAUAACCCCGGACAUCGAGAUUAGCGGCUCUCUGCAGUGGACGAUGGUCAUCUGCUUGGCCACCGCCUGGUGUGUGGUCUACAUCUGCUUCAUCAGGGGCAUCGAGACCAUAGGGAAGGCAGUAUAUGUGACAGCUACCUUCCCCUACCUGGUGCUGACUAUAUUCCUGAUACAAAGCCUCACUCUGCCUGGAUCCACUGAUGGCCUGAUCUACCUCUUCACUCCCGAUUGGAACGUGCUGAAGAAUCCCCAGGUGUGGCUGGACGCCGCCACUCAAAUCUUCUUCUCGCUCUCAUUGGCUUUCGGAGGUCUCAUCGCCUUCUCCAGUUACAAUCCUGAGAAGAAUAACUGUCAGCGAGAUGCUGUUCUGGUGGGUGUGAUCAACAGCAUUACGUCUAUUUAUGCAGCCAUUCCCAUAUUCUCAAUUCUGGGCUUCAAGGCCACCAACAACUACAACUCAUGCCGCAUGAGCAACAUCUUAUCUCUGACCAACUACUUGGAGAUCGGGGACCAGAACAUGACCGUGGACAACUACGAACAGAUGCUUGAACAUCUGAACAUCACACGUCCGAAUGAGGUUGCAGAUGUGAAACUGAGGUCCUGCGUACUUCAAAAUUUCCUUGACCAGAGUGCGUCUGGUACCGGCCUGGCGUUCAUUGUGUUCACCGAAGCGGUGAUAGAGAUGCCGGGCUCUCAGGUCUGGGCCGUGCUGUUCUUUGUCAUGCUCUUCAGCCUGGGCCUGUCCUCCAUGUUUGGAAACAUGGAGGGCAUUCUUACGCCUAUUCGGGACCUUAAACUGGUGCCAACGUGGAUCCCCAGCGAGCUUGUCACAGCUGGUGUUUGCCUGAUCUCCUUCCUGGUGGCCCUGGUGUUCACCCUGGGCUCAGGGAACUACUGGCUGGAGAUCUUCAACAGCUACGUGGGCUCAGUGCCACUGCUCAUCAUCGCCUUCUUCGAGCUGAUCGGAGUCAUCUAUUUCUACGGGAUGCAAAAGUUUAGUGACGACAUCCUCUUCAUGACUGGGAAAAGACCCAACAUCUUCUGGAGGGUUUGCUGGAGGUUUAUCAGUCCACUGUACCUGCUGGUGGUGUUUCUGGCCUAUGUGGUUAUUCAGGCCCAGCAGCACCCACAGUAUCCUGCAUGGAACCCUGACUAUGUCAAUUUCCCCAAGACAGAGGCAAAGGAUUACCCAGGCUGGGUGUUUGCCAUUAUAGUCAUCCUCUCUGUGUUUCCGGUGAUCUCCAUCCCCCUGGUCGCCAUUUACAGACUCAUUCGCUGUGGACUCAACAGAAAGUCCUCCAAACGCUAUGGCAUCAAUCCCUACAUCAACAACAGCUAUGAUAUCGAAACAUAAUAACGGCAGCAGGAAUUAUGAGAACUUCCGCCUAUGACAUGAAAUGCAUGUCUAGAGGUGGUCAAGUAGCAUUGCUUCUUUGGAUGUGUGGACUUCUUCAAUAUAGUCUCAUAUACUCAACUGUGACGGCUCUAUGAGGUGGUAUUUGGUUUGGCCUGUAGUGCUGAAGAUAACUACUUCUGAAUUUCAGCAGAAAUAGUUUACAAGUAGGUCUACAAUGUUGCAUUUUCACGUUUGUUUGUCCCACUACUGCUUUCUAUACAAUGGUUUUUUUAUGCACCAUUCAAGAGCUGAAAUCAUGUUUUGAAAUACUAAUAACAGUAAGAGUUUUUGGAUAUCAAAAACACGACCACAGGGACCUGUUUAAGCAAAUCUUGCCAAGUUACAUACUCAUAAUUAUAACUUACUGAUAAAACAACUUACUAAAUAUUCUACUGUGAAUCAGUAAAAUAGCAUUACCACUGGAUAUUGCAGUUCUUUCAUAAAAAUGUACUUCCUUGUUGGAGAAUGUAAUUCAAAUCUUUAGUGGGGGCAUGCACAAUUAAUCGAAGAGAAAUUGAAUUGAGUCUUGUUUACUUCAAGGGUAUUGAAUCUAGAAUGAUAGUCUAAUAGUGAUAAAUUAUAUGUGUGCAUAUGUGUGUUGAAUUAUUGAUUGGGUUUGGCGAUGGCAAAGUUUUUCCUUGCAGAGAUUGGAUAAUAGGAGACAAGAUUAAUAGUGUUUUCACACUGCAUUUAUUAAUAUAUUAUUAUGUAAUAACUUAGCAACUUACAUCUGUUCUAUUUAUUUGGAACAAUGCAAAAAGGUUUUAGAGACUCGAUGUGAUUGGAUGAUGCAGCAGAGUUACUGUGUGCCAUAUUUUGAUGAUAAUAAAACCAAACUAACUAGUAUCACCAACCAAGAACAACAACAAGACUUCCUGGAAAACCCUGCAUUGAAAAGCAAAUAUAAAAGGUGCCUAAAUUUGUGUGGUUCAAAAAAUUGGAUCAAAAUAAAGAUCAUGCUCAUUUUACAGAAAGGA
Molecule: messenger RNA, 3115 nt
Organism: Gadus morhua (Atlantic cod)
Lineage: Eukaryota; Metazoa; Chordata; Actinopteri; Gadiformes; Gadidae
Product: sodium-dependent neutral amino acid transporter B(0)AT3
Exons: 12
Coding region: 255-2096 (613 amino acids)
Biological process (GO): sodium ion transmembrane transport; amino acid transport; nitrogen compound transport
Cellular component (GO): plasma membrane
Source: RefSeq, a predicted model, not a curated record